Messenger RNA from Camelina sativa (false flax), 2684 nucleotides. NCBI's taxonomy places the organism in Eukaryota, Viridiplantae, Streptophyta, Magnoliopsida, Brassicales, Brassicaceae. The record is from RefSeq and is a predicted model, not a curated record.
UUUGGCUUGUUUGUUUAAAAAGAGUGUUCCAAGCGAUUGAGUAUCUCACUGUUGUGUUUGGGACCUUUGGGUGUGUGUGUAUGUUAAUAUGUACACUCUGGCGCGAAUUGUGAAGUGAGAAAGAAUCAAACUUUGGGAAUUUCGUCAAUGGAGCCCGACGUUGUGGAGAUCCCUCCUCCUCUGAUCGCUUCUGGCUCGAGGACUCGUAAACCCAGAAAGGCUUUUCCUGAAGUGAUUGAUGUGGAAAGUUAUGAAUUCCGCAGUGGUGGUGGUAUUUUUAAUAAUAAUAACAAUGUUGUUGAUACGAAGAACAAAGGGAAGGCAAUACAAGUUGACUCCGUUUCUUACAACAACGUUCAAUCUCAUCAUCCGCCGCUUAACGUAAAGACGUUCCAAGACUAUUAUGGUCAUAAUAACCCUUUUGGUAAAGUAGCUAAUCAACCAAUUGAUGUUGAUGACUACUCAAUGUUUCAAGACGUUCUUGAUCCUAAGAAUGUCCCAGCUGGUGCAGAGGUCAUGGUACCUUGGGGUUUACAUUCUAGCAGUAAUGGAACAGGGAAAUCAAGUGGAAGCAUUUUGAGAAGUCAGUCCAUGAAAGAGACUGGAAACUCAUAUCUGCCAGCUGCUACUGUUCCUCAAUCAUGGGAUUAUUCUUCUGGUUCCUUUUUACCUCAACACAAUCAGACUAUCUAUUCUUCUGGUUCGUUUUUGCCACAGCACAAUCAGGCUACCUAUCCUUCUGCAUCGUUUUCUGUGGUCCAACCUCAGACUCCUGGUGUAGUGAUGGUCCCUAAUCCUACUCCAAACUCUUUUAGAUAUGAUGCUCCUGCUAGUUCUUUUCAGCCUAUAGCGGCUGGGUUUACUUCUUCAGUUGAGAAUUCUAACAAUGUUGGGAAAGCUAAGCAAGAUUUUCUGCGAGAUUUUAAAAGAUUUGAGACCGUUGAUGAUUUCUCAGAUCAUCACUAUGCUUCUAAGGGGAAAACUUCAAAGCAGCACUCGAAGAAUUGGGUCAAAAAGGUUCAAGAAGAUUGGAAGAUUCUUGAGAAAGAUUUGCCAGAAGCAAUAUAUGUCAGAGCCUGUGAAUCAAGAAUGGAUCUUCUGAGAGCUGUAAUUAUUGGAGCGGAGGGAACUCCUUACCAUGACGGUCUUUUCUUUUUCGAUAUUCAGUUCCCAGAUACCUAUCCUUCAGUGCCACCAAAAGUUUAUUACCAUUCCGGAGGGCUUAGAAUAAACCCGAAUCUGUACAAUUGUGGUAAAGUAUGCUUGAGUCUUCUCGGUACCUGGUCCGGUAGCACGAGGGAGAAAUGGCUUCCAAAGGAGUCCACAAUGUUACAGCUUCUUGUCUCAAUCCAAGCACUCAUCUUGAAUCAAAAACCAUACUUUAAUGAACCUGGCUAUGAGCGGAGCAAGGGGACUCCAUCAGGCGAGGCCCAUUCUACAGUUUACAGUGAGAACGUAUUCAUAUUGUCGUUGAGGACUAUGGUUUACAGCAUGAGAAAACCACCCACGCAUUUUGAGGAGUUUGUUCGUAGCCAUUACUUUCUCCGGUCUCACGACAUAGUGAAAGCGUGCAAUGCUUAUAAAAAUGGAGUUCCUCUUGGAUCGAUGGUUAAAGGCGGAGUCCAGGACCUUGAACAAACUAGCCAGAGCGGCUCCAAGAAGGGAACUCCUUACCAUGACGGUCUUUUCUUUUUCGAUAUUCAGUUCCCAGAUACCUAUCCUUCAGUGCCACCAAAAGUUUAUUACCAUUCCGGAGGGCUUAGAAUAAACCCGAAUCUGUACAAUUGUGGUAAAGUAUGCUUGAGUCUUCUCGGUACCUGGUCCGGUAGCACGAGGGAGAAAUGGCUUCCAAAGGAGUCCACAAUGUUACAGCUUCUUGUCUCAAUCCAAGCACUCAUCUUGAAUCAAAAACCAUACUUUAAUGAACCUGGCUAUGAGCGGAGCAAGGGGACUCCAUCAGGCGAGGCCCAUUCUACAGUUUACAGUGAGAACGUAUUCAUAUUGUCGUUGAGGACUAUGGUUUACAGCAUGAGAAAACCACCCACGCAUUUUGAGGAGUUUGUUCGUAGCCAUUACUUUCUCCGGUCUCACGACAUAGUGAAAGCGUGCAAUGCUUAUAAAAAUGGAGUUCCUCUUGGAUCGAUGGUUAAAGGCGGAGUCCAGGACCUUGAACAAACUAGCCAGAGCGGCUCCAAGAAGUUUAGGGCCGAUGUAGCUAGCUUUAUGCAGACAGUGGUUGAUGAAUUCGUCAAACUAGGAGUCAAGGAGCUUGCAGAGAAACCAAAACCACCUGAGUUCAAUGCUAACAUAAGGAAUCAGAGCAAUAAUACUAACCGUAAGAGAAGCAGAUCAUCGAGCAUCAAAGACUAUCUAGCAAAUAUUGGACGCUGCGUUUUUCAACAGUAGGAGUUGAGUGAGAGUAGUAGUCGCAACAACGUAUCAAUCAAGUUGAAGACUCGAGGAACAAGACUUGGUGACGACUGCGAGUGCGAGUAGUAGAGGAUCUAACAUAUGGAGUAGAAGAUUUAGCCAUUUUUUUUUUUACUAUUUUGAUAUUAUUUAUUACAAUCUUUUCCCCCGGUUUAGAGAAGUGGUUUUUUUUUUUAAUUUUUAUAAUUGACAGAUGUUUUUUAUAAUUGGGUUUUAACAUUUUUCUGUUCAGAUUUUACAUAGUUAGAGAUUUU